AUGAACCUCAUUGCCAAUUUCAUAUUUACCAUAUUUCUCAUUUUCUUCUGUUCAGGAGUCUUAUUUAUGCUAUGGAACUGGGCAAUGGAAAACUUUGGCGGUAACCGCAUUGCACUCCAAGACCUAAGUGGAUACAGGCAGCCUCCAGAGGACGAAGAAGCUGCUAUUUCGGGAGAAGGCUAUCAAGACGAAGCAGAAUAA
Messenger RNA from Wickerhamiella sorbophila, 201 nucleotides. RefSeq lists its product as hypothetical. The record is from RefSeq and is a predicted model, not a curated record. NCBI's taxonomy places the organism in Eukaryota, Fungi, Ascomycota, Dipodascomycetes, Dipodascales, Trichomonascaceae. The transcript is spliced from 2 exons. Bases 1 to 201 code for a protein of 66 amino acids.